AUGGAUACCGUUAACGAAAGAAGUGGUAGUGGAGUUCAAAGUAGAACUACAUAUUCUAAUACACCAACAAAUAUUACCCUUGGGUUUGAUAAGAACGAAGGAAAUACUCAAAGUCGACCCUAUAAUUCUUAUCAAACUACAAAGGCCGGUUUUAGUUUAAUAGAUCUUAAUGCUUUGGUGAAAAGUACACUUGAGCAAGCUAAAUUUGAACCAGAAGUAGUUCAUGCAGCUGCACAGUUGCUGCUAUUAUCAAACCCAGACAUAAAUAGUGGUUAUUUGGUCGAUUCAAGUUCUGGUAUCUUGGAUGUUGCUUCAAAUCGAUCAAGUGCUAUGUCUUUAUCAAAUUUACUCUUGCCAGAUGACGGUGGCUCAUCAUCAAAAGCUACGUGA
Diversispora eburnea is the source of this 390-nucleotide messenger RNA. Lineage: Eukaryota; Fungi; Glomeromycota; Glomeromycetes; Diversisporales; Diversisporaceae. The record is from the annotation of a GenBank genome assembly.